UGUUCAGCUGGAAGUUGUAUUCCGGAAGUCCCUUGCACAUUGGCUGUGCCACAGGGUCUCUAGCCUUCCCCCUCGCCACCACCAAUCCAAAAGUCUUGUGUGAGCGAUUCUCAGUCCAUUCACUCUCCUGCGGGGGAGACGGAGACGGACGGGGGGAGAGAGAGAGAGGGAGGGAGGGAGAGGGAGGGAGGGAGAGAGAGAGAGAGAGAGAGAGAGAGAGGUGGGUGUUGGAUUUAUAAUAAGAGGGAAGAUUGAUGAAUUUAGCAGCGAAGGGGACUGUGUGCAUCUCCGUGCCUGACAAAGCCGUCAGCCCCAUUUAAGUAGAAGCCGGACGAGCCCAGGAGGCGAUCAGAGCUGCUCGGUAAGGCCGUUCCCCCUCCAGCUCCAACACAGCCAGAGCGAGCAGGAGGUGGUCAUGUCCGGGUCGAGGAGGUCUCGCUGGUAUUUCGGAGGCUUGGCAUCUUGCGGGGCAGCGUGUUGCACGCACCCCCUGGACCUCCUGAAGGUCCACCUCCAGACCCAGCAGGAAGUGAAGAUGAGGAUGACCGGGAUGGCGGUCCGUGUCGUUCAGAAUGAUGGGAUCCUGGCACUCUACAACGGCCUGAGCGCCUCCCUCUUCCGCCAGUGGGAUUUGAACCUGUGUCCCUGUAGCAUUUCCUCGGGUCUCUGGGUCACUAGCCCAUUGACAUUUGCCAGAGACCAGCAUCUCCUGCCUCUAUCAUUGCUGCUGGAUUUGGAGUGGGAAUUAUACUGUGGUGGGGGUUGUGGGGGUGGGGUGUGGAAUAGCUGUGUCCUAGCUGAGCGACCACUGUCCCUUCACACCCCUCCCAGGCACAAGGAGCCUGCAGAGAUUGGGGGGCAUUUUGGUAAAGUCUGUAACUCCUCUGUUCCUCUCUUUGGCAGGAUGCAGAAUGAUGUGAAACUCCCGGCGGCGCUCCGGAGCAACUACAAACAUGCAGUGGAUGGGCUUUACCGAGUCCUACAGGAAGAAGGCAUUCGGAAGCUGUUCUCUGGAGCAACCAUGGCAUCGUCUCGUGGGGCCUUGGUUACAGUUGGGCAGCUCGCCUGUUAUGAUCAAGCAAAACAACUGGUCCUGAAUACUGGCUUCCUGUCAGACAACAUUGUCGCCCACUUCCUGUCCAGUUUUAUCGCUGGUGGCUGUGCCACAUUUCUGUGCCAACCACUGGAUGUUCUAAAGACCAGACUGAUGAACUCGAAAGGGGAAUAUCGGGGUCUCUGGCACUGUAUCAUUGAGACAGCUCGAUUGGGUCCACUCGGUUUUUACAAGGGUUUAGUUCCAGCUGGAAUCCGGCUCGUCCCUCAUACAGUCCUGACUUUCGUCUUCCUGGAACAGUUGAGGAAUCGCUUUGGAUUUCUGGUACAGACGUGACCAACUGAUCACCAGGCCUAUCCCUCAUCGACCAACUUUGCUCUCGAAUGACCAACCUUUCACUGGAAUCUAUUAAAUCCCAUCAAUCUUCCCACUGCCCAGGUCCCACACCCACUGCCUGGAGACACAGGGCCUAGUGAAUGUGUUAUUGAACAUGUUGUCUUUACUGUCAUGUGUCAGGACUCACUGUCCUGUCAAGGGUGGGCACAGACCCCCUGAAAACUGGCAACAAACCUUAAAUCACUAGCCUCCUGCUGUAGAAGGUCUGAGUGCCUUAAGUGCGAAGAGGUCCACUCCUCUGAGUGAACCCUUCCCAUUCCUUGUUAGAAAAUCUCACUUUUUGGUGAUUUAGUUUUUACUGGCUGUGUUCAUGUUGUUUAUCUGGGUGAUGGGCAUCAUUGAUGGAGGUUCUAGAAUGAUCUGCACCUAUUGCCACGCCAACCCCAUUGAGCUGGAUGGGCACGUCAAUAGCCCUCCUGGCACCAAGACCGCACUGGCAGAGGGUAUGGUGGGGUGCUCACUCACGCAUUCUGCCUCCCGCAGUCAACCGACCAUGAUGUGUCAGGCCAGGGAGCUCCAGGACUGAAUCAAAGUUAACAUUUCGAGUCCGGUUCUACACCGUACCCAUUCUGACAAGCUGUCCCAUGAGACCUGAAAUAUUAGCUGUUUCUCUCUCCGUCCAUGAUGGCAGUCCUGGCGAGUUUCUCCAGCGAACUUGUGGUUGAUGUUGAAUUGCCCCAACCCUCUGCAAUAAACCGUCCAGCACGACACAGUGAUGAAGGGCAACUGGGGCUAGGGAAAGCUGCUAAUGUUACCCACAUCCUGCGACAAAACUAAAAAGCAAUCCAUCAAAAGCCAGCCUUGUUUUGAACAUUUGAAUUAAAUCUCAUGACUCCCCCCACCCCGUUUUGUUUUCUGUCCAAUCUCACUAUAGAACUGAACACUGCUCUUCCAGAUAACCUAAUAGUGUGUUGAGUGAUUAGAAAUUGAAGAGUCAAACUAGGGUUUGUGUUCCGGGUUUGGGGGAGUGGGGUGUGAGACUUGAAUCCAAAACCUUCAGACCCUGAGGCAAAGACAAGUGUUAAAGAAAGUACCAGGAGGUCCCUCCAAUCAGGUGGUUUGUGAAGGAGAGUAAUUUUAAUCGCAGUUUUUUGGAAAUUAAUGUACGGCGUUUUAUUGAUAUGUAUUAGCACAAUACCGAGUGGAUCAAAGUUGAAUGACAGACUUGGAGAUGUUGCAUUCCUAAUUUAUAACUGGAUUGAACAAAGGGCCGGGGCACAAUAUUGGUGUAAGUUACGAUGAUGUUUAACAAUAAACUCGCUGCUCAAAUUGAAA
Molecule: messenger RNA, 2725 nt
Organism: Stegostoma tigrinum
Lineage: Eukaryota; Metazoa; Chordata; Chondrichthyes; Orectolobiformes; Stegostomatidae
Product: mitochondrial dicarboxylate carrier
Exons: 10
Coding region: 416-1390 (324 amino acids)
Biological process (GO): phosphate ion transmembrane transport; thiosulfate transport; mitochondrial transport
Cellular component (GO): mitochondrial membrane
Molecular function (GO): thiosulfate transmembrane transporter activity; antiporter activity; succinate transmembrane transporter activity
Source: RefSeq, a predicted model, not a curated record